Messenger RNA from Capsicum annuum, 1626 nucleotides. Its product is annotated as tRNA (guanine-N(7)-)-methyltransferase non-catalytic subunit wdr4. The transcript is spliced from 10 exons. The coding region runs from base 49 to 1353 and encodes 434 amino acids. Gene Ontology annotation, biological process: RNA (guanine-N7)-methylation. NCBI's taxonomy places the organism in Eukaryota, Viridiplantae, Streptophyta, Magnoliopsida, Solanales, Solanaceae. The record is from RefSeq and is a predicted model, not a curated record. Gene Ontology annotation, cellular component: cytosol; tRNA methyltransferase complex; nucleus. Gene Ontology annotation, molecular function: tRNA (guanine(46)-N7)-methyltransferase activity; protein binding.
UACUUAAAUAAAUUUGCAAAAACCUUAAACCCUAGUCUUUAACAACAAAUGGAGGAAACAAACAUGGAAGAUUGUGAACAAAUUCGUGAAUCCGAGGUUGCUCCUGCAUUAAUUGCAGUUCAUCCAGCUCACAAAUCAGUUGCUGUCGCAGUUGGCUUGAAUCUCCGUGUCUUUAAUCUUCAAGAAGGUUGUUCGGUUUCAUUGGUGGAUGAUUCAGGAGUGCACAUGCAUAAGUAUUCAAUAAGAGCAAUUCGGUAUGGUGCUGAAGGCAAGCUCUUUGUAUCUGCUGGAGAUGACAAACUUGUUAAGAUUUGGGCUACUGAUUCUUGGCGGUGCAUAAGUUCGGUGUCAUCCGAGAAGAGAGUUACUGCUGUUGCCAUCAGUAAUGACGGUCGUUUUGUAGCUUUCGCGGAUAAAUUUGGUGUAAUUUAUGCAGUUGAAAUAGAAGGUUAUCAUGAAAAUCAAACUCUGCCCGAUAAGAAGGCAGUCCCGAUUCUUGCCCACUAUUGCAGCAUCAUUACUAGUCUGGAGUUUUCACCUGACGGACGAUACGUUAUUAGUGCCGAUCGAGACUUCAAAAUCCGAGUCUCUGUGUUCCCAGAAAAGCCAUCAGAUGGAGCUCACGAGAUUCAAAGCUUUUGCCUUGGCCAUACAGAGUUUGUUUCUUGCCUUGCCUUCAUCUGCAGUAAGGAUUCCCAGCAGUGGUAUUUGCUUUCGGGAGGUGGCGAUUCAACUGUACGCUUGUGGGACUUCACUUGUGGUUUUCUUCUUGAUAACUGUCAUGUCGGAGAGACAGAACUAUUACAGUCGAAAGAAGGAAUAGAUGACAGUUUGCUGGCUGUCUCCGAUCUCUCUGCCACUCCCGGUGGAUCAUUAAUUGCUGUGGCCAUUCAGAGCUAUGCAGGAGUUGUGCUUUUGAGCUGCGAUCUUUCAGCUAAAUCUCUUCAUUUUGCAAGAGUGGUUCCAAUUCCCGGGGAGACUUUUAUUCCCACAAGCUUAGCUGCUGCCUCUUCAUCAAAUCAAUUAUGGAUGGUCAUGGGCGCAUCGACUCUAUAUGCUUCCGAUACAUCACCUUUAGCUCGCGUGAAGGUUCUCUAUGGUUUCUGCGAGAGCAACCAGGACUCCGUUGAGCAAGAGACGCAUGUCUUAGAAGAUAAAGAUUUACAAGGCGGUGAACAACUCCUUCAAACGUUGCAAGGGAGUUCUUUCAUUGACAAAGAUGCAUUAUCAACAGCUGCAGAAGCAGUGAAAACAGCAAUGUGUAAUCUAUUAAUCAAGAAGCAGUACCCUUCAGAAAAUCGCGAGUUUAGAAAGCGAGGGAGGAACGACAAGAAAGUAAACAAGAAAAAAUGAGAUCGGUGGACAAAGUUACCUGAUAUCUGGCGCUGGUAGGCUGGUCGAGUUGAUUUGCUGCCAACGAUGAGCAAGGUCUCCUUCCAGCUCGUGCUCGUAGACAAGUUCAGAUGAUGAAAGAUAUCAAAUUUCGCCUUGCUGUGAUGUAGUUUUUGUUAUGCUUUUAGUCAAAAUUUGUGAUAUGAUAUUGUCUGCAUUGCUACUUUUGAUAUUGCAAUAAUUUUGUGAGGCACAUAUUAAAAUUUUUUAUAAUAAUAGUGUCUUUUUUUUAUA